GACGUAUGCCUGUCGCUGGACCCACGGGGAAGGGGCGGGGCUGCGAGGGCCAGGUCUGGUGUGACUGUUACUCUUGACCAAAUAAUCCACGUGAGAUUCUUCCUUCUCUAUAAAAUGCGGAUGUUAUGAAUAUUUGCCGCUUUGGGUUGUUUCGAUCACCUUCAGGUUUUUAGCCAAUAUCCUAUAGAUUUAUUGUGUAUAUGUAGCGCGCUGGGAGGAUCCCAAGAAGACUUCCCUUGCUGCUGGAGCUUGGACUGGUCCCUAAGGCCUUUGUGUUAGUGAAGUGGAAAAGGAAAAGGAGUGGCGUAUCUAGCCACCAAGGCAUUUUGCUGGCCCUAACACACCUGCAUUCUAAGAUAUUCCUUAUUUGUUACUUGUUUAUUUAUUAUUUAUUAUGUAUAAUAACACAGUAUUCUGAAGUCAUCGAAGGCUGUGUGCCGGUGGAAGGUCUGGGACAAGUUUAAGAAGAGAGAACCUAAAUUGGUAACAAAUGAAUAAGAAACAAAUAUUUGCUUACACUCAGUGAAAAGUAUCAUAUCUAAACUCAACACAUAUGGGAGCCACACAUGGACAGCUUUCCCUCCUCCAAUAAGAGCGGAAAAUGAACAAAUCCCAGGAGCAAGUGUCAUUCAAGGAUGUGUGUGUGGACUUUACCAAGGAAGAAUGGAGUCUGUUGGACCCUGCUCAGAAGAUACUAUACAGAGAUGUGAUCCUGGAAAAUUACAGUAACCUUGUCUCAGUUGGGUAUUGCGUUACUAAGCCAGAAGUGAUCUUCAAAAUAGAACAAGGAGAAGAGCCCUGGAUAUUAGAGAAGGAAUUCCCAAGCCAGUGCCACUCAGAAAGAAAAUGGAAAUUUGAUGACCUAUUAGAGAACAGCCAGGAAAAUCAAGAUGAAUACUUUUGGCAGUUCAUGUUCACCAACAGUAAAACACAAAGUGUAGAAAGUGGCAGUAAAGUUAGGAAAACUUGCAGUGUGGACACAGACCCCGUUUCUUCAAGAAAUUUUCAUUUCAAAAUAUGCGACUCAUGUGAAAUGAGUUUGAAAAAUAUUUCAGGUUUAAUUACUAGUAAAAGAAGCUAUUCUAGAAAGAAGCCUGAUGAGUUUAAUGUAUGUGAAAAAUUACUCCUUGAUAGGCAUGAGAAAAUUUCUGUUGGAGAGAAAUCUUAUAAAUGUGAUCAAAAAAGGAAUGUUCUCAGUCAUCGCCAGGAUCUUACUCAGCCAAUUUUUAAUCAGCCUUUUGAGUAUAGUGAAGAUGAACAAGGCUUUAAUGAAGAAGCAACCUUUUUUAUAAAUCAGAGGUCUCAGAUAGGGGAGACACUCUGUAAAUACACUGAAUGUAGAAGAAACUUCAUUGAUGGUUUAAAGCUUAGUGUAUCUCAGAGAACUCAUUUGGAAAUGGAGCCGCAUGAAUGUGGUAUCUGUGGGAAGUCCUUUUAUAUGGAUUUACGAUUUGGACAUCAAAAAUUUCUUUCAGGAAACAUUCCUUAUGAAUAUAAUGAGUAUGGGGAAGUCUUCUGUGACAAUUCAGCAUUCAUUAUUCAUCAGGGAUACACACGAAAGAUUCCCCAAGAAUACAAAGUGAGUAACAAAACUUGGGAAAAGUCAACCCUCUUUAAACAUCAGAUAGUACAUAUGGGAGAAAAACCCUAUGAGUACCAUGAAAAUGGGAAUAAUUUCAGCAAAAAAUCUCAUAUUACCCAGUCUCGGAGAGCUCAUUCUGGAGAAAAAACCUUUGAAUGUGGUGAAUGUGGCAAAACUUUCUGGGAGAAGUCAAACCUCACUCAACAUCAGAGAACACACACAGGAGAGAAGCCCUAUGAAUGUACUGAGUGUGGAAAAGCUUUUUGCCAGAAACCACAUCUUACCAACCACCAGCGAACACAUACAGGAGAAAAACCCUAUGAAUGUAAACAAUGUGGGAAAACUUUCUGUGUGAAGUCAAACCUCACUGAACAUCAGAGAACACACACAGGGGAAAAGCCCUAUGAAUGUAGUGCAUGUGGAAAAUCCUUCUGCCACAGGUCAGCCCUAACUGUCCAUCAGAGAACACACACAGGAGAGAAACCUUUUAUAUGUAAUGAAUGUGGAAAGUCCUUCUGUGUGAAGUCAAACCUCAUUGUACAUCAAAGAACUCACACUGGGGAGAAACCCUAUAAAUGUAAUGAAUGUGGGAAAACCUUCUGUGAAAAAUCAGCUCUGACUAAACAUCAGAGAACUCACACAGGGGAGAAGCCCUAUGAGUGUACUGCAUGUGGGAAGACUUUUAGUCAAAGAUCAGUACUCACUAAACAUCAGAGGAUUCACACAAGAGUGAAAGCUCUUUCAACAUCUUAAAUGUUCAGAAGCUUUCAGACAUCAGAUUUGUUGUAAAAUUUUUAAAAUGAAAUUAAAGAAAGCCAAAGAAUGCCACAGAGUACUAGAAAAAUGACAUCUCAUUUAAAUAUCUGAAAGCUUCCAAGAAAAAUUGAAACUUAACUAAAGAAAUUUGUCAUGAGGGAAAACCUAUUCAUUUAAUCAAUGUGGUAAAAAUCUUUAGAAUUUAUGUUGUUUGAUAUGUCUUCCAGAUGUGAUACCAAAUUUUUAAAUAGAAUUGGUAAUAUUCAUUUUACUUGUAUUCACACUGGAAUUUGAAGUUUAAAAAUUGAAUGGCGGUAACAUUAAACAUACAUGUUAAGAGUCCCUGCUAUUUGUAGAUUUACAUGAGUAUGAUAAUGUAACUAAUAAAGGGUAUGCUUGAUUUGCAUAUUAGAGCCCAACAUGAUUGUAAGGAGAAAAUAUGAUCCCCUAGGUUAGUGAAUUUUAAGGCAUAAAUAUUUUCCACACUAAAUACCACAGUGAUUUUUAUGUGUGAAUGUGUGUUUGUAUGUCUAUAUGUGUGUGUGUAUAUAUAUAUGUGUGUGUGUGUGUGUACAUAUGUAAAUACAUUUGUACGUACACAACUACUCCACACAUACAGUGAUGUGUUAGUGUCACCUUGUACUGACUUAAAAGUGCUGCUGAUUAUUAAAUUUUCAGGAAUUUUGUAAGUCAUUUGUUAAACACAGUCAUUACCUAGAAUUAUUGUAAACUUAAACUAAAACUAAAAGCAAAGGUAACCCAAAUACUCAUCACUCACAACUUUCUAAUAAUCUUGCUGCAUUUCACUGUUCUUUUUGUUAUUUAGGUUAUUUACAUUAUUGGAUCCAUAUGGUGAGAAUACUGUGUAAUGGUUUGCUCCUAUACACCUCUUCCCAAUUCCACAUUCAGUGCCAUCAUGUUGGUAACUUGGCCUUAUUCAUAUUUAAACCAUGGAAAUUGGCAAACUCUACAUAGCAGGGUAUUCAUUUUCUCAGAGAAACUGUUGUCCAGUGUUUACCAGCACACCUCUGUCUAUAUAUGAAAACAUAUUUGGCUGAUUUAAAGUACAAACCACAUACCCUUUUUCCUAUUUCCUGAAACAAAUAAAUGGCUAUGCCAUUAUUACUGAACUGCCUCAUCAGUUAAAAAAAAGCCAAAAGAUGUUUUGUGAGGUUUUAACUACCUCUGAACCAGUUUGAUUCUAAAUACUAUCAGAGACUCUUUAUAGCUUGGCCAGUAUAUGUUUGAAGUGAAAUAUUAUUUCACAAAGAAGCAUUCUACCUACUUUUGACUGGUUCCUGGCAUAUAUAAAUGAGUAUGGUUAUUAUUAUGAAGCUAUCCCUUCAAUGAAGAAGUCAAAACAAUAUUUUUCUGAGGUUUUUGAGCUACCUCCCAAUCAGUCAUGUAAAUUCUGUUAAUAAGAAUGGUAUUUACACAAAUUAAAGUUUAACAUCACUUGUAAAUGGUAAUACUCAAUGCACUCUAGAAAUAAAAACUGGUGGUAUGUAAUGGAAUGCCAUUUUCAUACUCUUGGUAUUUCAUUGUGGAUCUCUUUAGGCAUGAUAUAUGUAACCCUAGUUCUAUGUAAUCCAGAAACUAUGUACUUGUAUUUAGUGUUAAUGUCAUAUAGUGUUUGCCUCCUUUGUUCCUUUGUUCUCUAUGCUUCUUAGGACCACAUUGGUUAAUAAUUCUGUGACUACUUAUUUCUUCCUUGCUGAGCUGAGUUUUAUCACUUUGAGCUGAGUUUUUAUUGUCUAGAUGAUUUAGGGGAUAAAUCCAGAUUAGUUGGAAUUAAUCACAGAAAUUCCAUUCAGGUAAUUUUGUUGGAUGAAUAGGUGAGCAAGGAGAUGUUUGGAGAAUAGACUGUAGUAUUUUUGGGAAAAGUCUCAAUGAUAAAACAUUGACAUGACAUGAGAAGAUAUGAGAGACAUGAGAAGAGAUUGUCCCUCUUCUUCUAGACUUUUUCAUGUCUGUACAUGAUAUCAGCUUAUAGUUUGUGGCCCUGAAGGGCAGUAGCCUGAAGAUAACAGAGCACAUGUGGGAAAAGCUGGCCCAGAACUGAGAUGCUCAACUCUUUCUGCAGCUGCUCUCUUCUGAAACUUUAGAUUACAUGAAGUAAUACAGUUUCUUGUUUAUUCAUAGGACUGUCUGAUAUUUAAAGGUAAAGGCAUUUUAGUUGAUACAAAGGAACACUUUUCUAAGUGUUACAAGUUCUGCACCGUGAUUUGAGGGAAGAAUUUUUUCUGAUUUGGGGAUGGAUGUUUGUAUAAGCCAGGUUUUUUUUUUUUUUUUUUCUGAUGGAAAACAGAAUUUUCUAUCUAAAAACAUUUUAGUGGUAGAUUUUUUACAAUAAUAUGGAACAAGCGAUGUUAAAACAUACACUUAGAAACCAUCACCUGCAUGAAGCCAUUCCUAUUCUGAGUCUUCAGGGAACAAGGUUGGAGUCCAUUUGAGAGCUCCUGUCAUGGAGGAUGUAUUGUCACUACCAGAAUUGUGGCACCAAAUUGUUAGUACCUUCCUUUGAAGAACUCAACUUAGAUACCUUUGCUGUUGAGCCCAGGUGGGCACAGAGAAUGAUGGAGAGAGAGUUUGGGUGGAGAAAAUGUGGAAUAAGCACAGUGGUUUGUUGUUUUUCAUUUCUGUAAAUUCCUAUGUAAAGGCUCAGUAUUAGAAAUAAAGUUAUUAUAUUAGUUGAAA
Molecule: messenger RNA, 5035 nt
Organism: Marmota monax (woodchuck)
Lineage: Eukaryota; Metazoa; Chordata; Mammalia; Rodentia; Sciuridae
Gene: Znf248
Product: zinc finger protein 248
Exons: 6
Coding region: 602-2335 (577 amino acids)
Biological process (GO): negative regulation of transcription by RNA polymerase II
Molecular function (GO): DNA-binding transcription repressor activity, RNA polymerase II-specific
Source: RefSeq, a predicted model, not a curated record